CACACACACACACAUAGGUCUAAUGUGAUCACAUGGGGUAGGAUUUCCGUCCCCUCACAGAGGCACACUUUCACAUACAUACACAAAGUGACACACACACACACAUGCACACACACACACACUCGCCCUCACAGUCACUUCUCCACCACAGAGGACUAUGCAGCUGUGAGCGAGUGAGCGAGGAGGAACGCUGAGAGCCGAGAGCAGAGCAGAGCCGCCAAGCCAACACCAUGACCUCCACCCUGAGCUUCAGGACGCUGGUGCGCCAGGACAGCCAGAACAGCCAGAGCAGUAGCACAGGUCGGGAGGGCAGCCUGAAGAAGAAGCAUCGCCUCUGGCACCGCAACUCCAUCAACAGCAAGGGCAGCCUGAAGUCCCGCUCCACAGGGGACGGAGGGUUAGCUGCACGGAGACAGUUUGAACGAAGCCGCUCAAACUCUCUGGUGGACUACUCUGAUCCUUUAAGGACUACGGUGGUGCUGGAAAAACAAGACAACGAAGUGUAUGGCUUUGAAGUUCAGACGUAUGGUGUGCAGGUGAAGAACAGCACGGUGUUGGAGAUGUGCACCUUCGUGUGCACCGUGCAGCAGGAUGGCUCGGCUGAGACUGCAGGCCUGUGUGCUGGUGAUGUCAUCGUCACGAUUAAUGGCAUCAGUAUCGAGGGUUCGUCACACCAAGACAUCAUUGCUCUCAUCCGGGAGUCCACCAAUGUCCUAAAAUUGGAGACUGUAAGUGGGACUGUGGUGAAGAGGAUUGAGCUGGAUAAGAAAUUGAGCUUGCUCAAGCAAACUUUGCGUGAGAGAUGGGUGGAGCUGCAAGCCCUCACUCAGCAGGAAAAGCGUCUUACUAGAGGUAACCUGGUGGACAGCACCAACAUGCCAUCGCUGGAGUCCCUCAUGUCCCUGGCGUCCCCGGCCAGCCACCGAGGCCUGCGCGUCUCCAGCAACAGCAGCAGCCGCAGCGCCCUCAUAUCCGACAGCGAGGACAUCUCACCCGUGUUCGACUCCUCCUUCGAGUGCUCCAGCCCCUUCAGUCCCCUCACUCCCACCAACGGCGACUCCCAGUACCAGCCCGCCUUCUUUGGGUCUGGUACCGGGACCGGGACCGGACCUCGCGCUCGACAUUCGCCGCUCACUCGCACGCACAGCAUGAGCAACGGCUGCAGCGGUAAUGGUGGUGGCAACGUCAGCAGCGGCGGUAGCACCAGCAGCUGCGGCUCUCCCUCACCCACCUGGAGUGCCAACCAGGCCAUGUCGCUGUUCGGGACCCUGCCCAGGAAAGGCCGCAAGCAGGGUAGCGUCCGCAAGCAGUUCCUCAAGUUCCUCCCGGGGAUCAACCACUCGGUGGAGGAGGAGGAGGUGACCAGCUGAGACAUGUUACAUUAUGUUGUAGUGGACCAGCAAAGGGUGUUGAUGCCCAGGACUGAACACUACCAAUCCACUCAUGACUCCACACAGAGAGAGAGAGGGAGAGAGAGAGAGAGAGAGAGAGAGAGAGAGAGAGAGAGAGAGAGAGAGAGACUGAAGAAAGAAAGAAAGAAAGAAAGAAAGAAAGAAAGAAAGAAAGAAAGAAAGAAAGAAAGAAAGAAAGAAAGAAAGAAAGAAAUUACAAAUGUGAAUGUACUGUAAGGUAGAGACAAGUCAGCCACUGGACUUGGUGCAUUAAAGGACACAGCAUUACAGCUCCCCUACUUGUAUGCCUUGCUUUAAAAACGGAGUCACUAAAGGCAACCAUGCGUACUGUAUGGUGAAACAAUGAGCCCUCACUGAGAGCAGCCUGCACCUGCUGAAGAGGAUCGCUUUUACAGUCACUGUGACAAUGAGGGAACAGAGAAAGACAUCUAAGCAAUCUUUAGCAGGGGAAAGGGGAAUCAAAGCAGGGCAUCAGCAAGCAGCCAUCCAGAAUUCACAGCUUGUCGUUUACUGUAUGCAAGCCAGGUCUGGACUGGGACCAAAAAAAUAAAUAAAGUGCCCCCCCAUCCAACUACAGUACAUACAAAUUGGGUCAGUCCAAUAUUAACAUCAAUGGGGCACCCACCCUAAAUUGUGUCUGGUCUCCAAGAAGAAGAAGAAGAAGAAGAAGAAGAAGAAGAAGAAGAAGAAGAAGAAGAAGAAGAAGAAGAAGAAGAAGAAGAAGAAGAAGAAGAAGAAGAAGAAGAAGAAGAAGAAGAAGAAGAAGAAGAAAAAAAGACAGUAGUGGACCCCACCUGCAAAUGCCCUGUAUGCCCGAUUACCAGUCCAGGCCCAGAACAGGCAGUUGAAACUUGAAAUCUCCAUGCACUUAUAAAAAGACUGUGCAGUAAAUCUACAACAUUGCACUAUUUGUGUGUUCAAAAUAUUGCAUCAAGGGCUCAAGAGAAACAAGAAACUCAUUAAGUCAUUUUUGUGCAUUUGUGGCUUGAAAUGAUGCAUCGGAUGAAUUCACUUGGUUUCCAGAUGUAACCCCAGUUGUAAAGAGGAUGGCAUUAGCAGUAGUAGGGAGGGUUAGCAGCAUUAAUGGACUUUUCAGUGCUUACAGCACCACAACUACUUUGUUUCCAGUUCUUCUUUGUAUUAAAUAUGUAGCCAUUAACCCAUUUUAGCCAAAGCCCUUUUUGGGAAAACGUGCCCUCUCCUUAUUAAAACCUACAUAUGCAGCCUCCGAAGCAUAUAAAAAAGAUGAAAUCAGUUGCAUUUAAAAUCAAGAACCUUCAUUUUGUGCUAGAAUGUGUUCAUUCAGCUCUAACAUACUCACAUUUUUAAUAAAACAGCUAGAAUCUCAAGAACCUCAAUGCAAUGUAUAUGUUGCUCCAGGACACAAUGGGUUAAACUAGGUUAAUGAGUUCAUUUCAGGGAAUUCUACAUUCUGGCUUGGAUAUGUACUGCAUGCCCUAUUGAAAAAAACUGCACUGUAUAGCGGGAAAGCUGUGUUUUUUUUAUCCUACAACAUCCCACUAUCUGUGUGUUCAGAAUAUUGCAUUAUGCUGGUAAAUGCAGUAUAGUGCAAAUUUUUUUCAAUUAAUUUUCAUUUCGUAAUUUUUGCAUUUUCUGCAACAAUAUGGUAGCAGUGAUAAUAUACUGCAGCAAGACUGUUGGUGGAAAAAUAGCUGCUUCGAUACUGCAGUAGUGUUUUUGGUCAUAAAGGUGGUUUACAGUAAAUCACUAAGAAGAGGCAAAUUAGCUGUUAGCUUUCCUUUGAAGCACCUCUGUCCAAUCAUAUUUGUCACAGCCAGGACAGAUUCGUCUUCCGAUAGCAACAGUCUGACACAGAAAAAAGCUGCAGAAAUUGAAACCGCAUGGCUCGUGUGAAGUGAACUUCAAAACAGGAUGUGGCCCUUCACGGUGCUAUCCUCCAGACUCGUUUUUUUUUUUCUUUUCUUUUUCUUCUUUCUCGUUGCUGCUCUUUGGCAUACGUGCAAUCAGUCAUACCUUCACCUUGUUAUACGGCAAGGCCUUGUUAAGCACAACAGGGACCAAUGCUCUUUCAACAGGUUCACAGUUUUUUUUUAAACGGUCAAAACCAGAGACAGCCUGUCAGAGGCAAUUUGGGCUAUUGGGGGCCCGACUAACCUCCUGACAUAGUCAAUCCAUCCUAUUGAGAGGGAAAUCGUUGUCAAUCUUGUGAAUGUGGUGCCUGGCCUGUAGUAGGUUUUUGCUUGAGAGAUCAAUCCUCUUGAUGUGUUAUCGUUUCUCCACUAGAGGGAGUAGCAGUGAAAUUAGCUGAUAAAUCUAUUUGGGUUUUACUCAAGAAUUAAUGGAGAAAGAAGGGAUGUCUUAUAAGUUCUGUUUCUCCUUUGCAAAACAACUCUCUUACCCUGCUCCUUAAAAAGGUCUUUCUUUGGCAAAUAAUGUGAUGACCAAGGUCUAUUGCGGACUAGGUGAUGUGUAAAUAUGCAUAAACAGGACUGCUGACAGCUUUGGCUGGGCCCAGGACAAAAGCAUCUGAAAGGCCCCCACACUCAGUACAUGCAAUGUAAUGGGGACCCACUUCUGGGCUCAGGACUACCAACCCCUUUGUCCCCUUCUGUUGACUUCCCUGGUUGAAUAUAAUCACACCAGAAGGGAAUGGUUAGAAGAAAAGGGUGUGAGUUGUUUUUUAUCCCUAAAGAGCUAAAACUCAUUAUGCGGUCACUGUGAGAAUGACCUCAUUGUAGGGUCAAGUGUAGAUAUCACACCUCCCCCUAGUGUUGAACUAUGAGGGGCCAGUUCUGUUUGCGUUUUCAUGGCUCAUAAAAAUAUGACUGACAGCCCUGUGUUUCUUGUGAAUUUAAAAUAAAUUGGUAUUUUAUAUGUGUGUACAUUUGUAAAAAAGGUUCUUUUUAAAAUAAUAAAAAGUUAUUUUUAUGAAAAUGUGCUGUUGUCUCGUGUAUUUCUUCUACUCUGGAAUGAAUGACCAAGAGGCAUGGCUAAGUAAGUCAAGUCUGUAGGCAAGUGUGUUGUGCUGACACACACAGGCCCUUCUUGCCUCAGGAUGAAAAGCUGCCCUGUGUGCAUUUUUAAAAAAUUGCAUCAAUAAAUUC
Engraulis encrasicolus (European anchovy) is the source of this 4498-nucleotide messenger RNA. RefSeq names its product cytohesin 1 interacting protein (gene cytip). The record is from RefSeq and is a predicted model, not a curated record. Gene Ontology annotation, molecular function: protein binding. The transcript is spliced from 8 exons. NCBI's taxonomy places the organism in Eukaryota, Metazoa, Chordata, Actinopteri, Clupeiformes, Engraulidae. The coding region runs from base 231 to 1370 and encodes 379 amino acids.